This is a messenger RNA of Microtus oregoni (creeping vole), 216 nucleotides long. It is a transcript of the gene Defb124, whose product is annotated as defensin beta 124. NCBI's taxonomy places the organism in Eukaryota, Metazoa, Chordata, Mammalia, Rodentia, Cricetidae. The record is from RefSeq and is a predicted model, not a curated record. Gene Ontology annotation, cellular component: extracellular region. Gene Ontology annotation, biological process: positive regulation of chemokine (C-C motif) ligand 5 production; canonical NF-kappaB signal transduction; cellular response to peptidoglycan. The transcript has 2 exons. The coding region runs from base 1 to 216 and encodes 71 amino acids.
AUGGCACAGUGGAUUCUGCUCAUUGUAGCUUUCCUGGUCCUGGGUCAUGUGCCACCAGGAAGCAGUGAAUUCAAAAAGUGCUGGAAUGGCCAAGGGGCCUGCCGAACUUACUGCGCGAGGCAGGAAACCUACAUGCACCUGUGUCCCGACGCGUCCCUGUGCUGCCUUUCCUACACGUACCAGCCUCCACCAGCCUCCAAGACCAGAGAGGACUAA